CCCUUUUACAAUCAGAGCACCCCCAAGCAGUAGCAGAGAGACAACCAUGGUCCCUUUCAAGACUAAAAUUGCUUCCAAUUCAACUAGCCGGCUUUUUCUUGUACCUCACUCUCAAACGUAUAAAUACCCCAGUUUCGUCUUCCAUUUAUUAUCAGACCAGGACAACUACAACUCCAACAAGUUGAACUUACUUUCAAGAUUGCAAGAUUAGUUACAUGGCUGACCAAGCUUCCACACUUCCUCUUCUUACUCCCCACAAGUUGGGAAAGUUUGAUCUUUCUCAUAGAGUUGUCUUAGCCCCAUUGACCAGACAGAGAUCAUAUGGAAAUGUUCCCCAGCCACAUGCCAUCUUAUAUUACUCUCAGAGAACAUCCAAUGGGGGUUUUCUAUUAACUGAAGCCACUGGAGUUUCUGACACAGCACAAGGGUAUCCAGAUACUCCUGGUAUAUGGACAAAGGAGCAAGUUGAAGCAUGGAAACCCAUUGUGAAUACUGUGCAUGCUAAAGGGGGUGUCUUCUUCUGUCAAAUUUGGCACGCGGGCAGGGUUUCAAAAAGUGGCUUUCAGCCAAAUGGGCAAGCUCCAAUAUCUUCAACUGACAAGCCCUUAACCCCCCAAAUACAAUCUAAUGGCAUCGAUGUUGCACAAUUCACUCCUCCAAGACGACUGAUGACGGAUGAGAUUCCUCAAAUUGUCAAUGAUUUUAGACUUGCAGCAAGGAAUGCUAUGGAAGCUGGCUUUGAUGGGGUUGAAAUUCAUGGCGCCCAUGGCUACCUAAUCGAUCAAUUUUUGAAAGAUGAAGUAAAUGAUCGAACAGACCAAUAUGGUGGAUCUCUAGAAAACCGUUGCCGAUUUGCACUAGACAUUGUUGAAGCUAUUGCUAAUGAGAUAGGAGCAGAUAAAGUUGGAAUUAGAUUUUCUCCAUUUGCAGACUUUAUGGAAUCUGGAGAUUCUAGUCCAAAGGAAUUGGGACUCUAUCUAGCCAAUGCCCUGAAUAAAUAUGGAAUCCUGUACUGCCACAUGGUUGAGCCAAGAAUGAAGAAAUUUGGAAAAACGAUUGAAGGUCCCGACAGUCUUGUACCCAUGAGAAAGGCUUUUAAUGGUACCUUCAUUGCAGCUGGUGGUUAUGACAGGGAAGAUGGGAACAAUGCUGUGGCUGAGGGCCAUGCAGAUCUUGUUGCUUUUGGUCGUUGGUUCUUGGCUAAUCCAGAUUUACCAAAGAGAUUUGAGCUUAAUGCUCCACUAAACAAGUAUGACAGAAGUACUUUCUACACUUCUGAUGCAGUUGUUGGUUACACUGAUUAUCCAUUUCUUGACAGCACUGACUGAUGUCAAUUGAGUAUGGAAGCUUGAACUCUCUUUACAUUUUAUUCUUGCAUUGGUCUCCUUUUAAGUUUUUUAGUUACUUAUCUUUAUCGGUAUCUACACUUAAGAUGCCAAGUUGCAGAGGCUGGUUAACCAGACUUUAGAAUUCUCAAUUGGUAUGUGUAUAUUGAAAGUUGUGGUGUUUAGCAAGUGUGGUGUAAAGUGUCUCUAUGGUCUCUCUUGGCUAUGUUAAGAUGCAAACUGAAUGUAGCCUUGUACAAGAUGUAUUCAAUAAACCUUUCCUCUCAUUUGA
Messenger RNA from Argentina anserina (silverweed cinquefoil), 1617 nucleotides. RefSeq names its product 12-oxophytodienoate reductase 1-like. The record is from RefSeq and is a predicted model, not a curated record. Gene Ontology annotation, molecular function: FMN binding; oxidoreductase activity. The transcript is spliced from 5 exons. Bases 216 to 1328 code for a protein of 370 amino acids. NCBI's taxonomy places the organism in Eukaryota, Viridiplantae, Streptophyta, Magnoliopsida, Rosales, Rosaceae.